This is a messenger RNA of Hevea brasiliensis (rubber tree), 1480 nucleotides long. RefSeq names its product ABC transporter G family member 10-like. The transcript has a single exon. Lineage: Eukaryota; Viridiplantae; Streptophyta; Magnoliopsida; Malpighiales; Euphorbiaceae. The record is from RefSeq and is a predicted model, not a curated record. The annotation marks the transcript as partial.
UUUUGUAAGCACAUCCGCCACUGUGUACAUGCUCGUCUCCGGUUGAGAGGCAAGGCGAUUUUCAAACUGCUGCAUCUAGGGUUAAGGCUGCUGAAAGAGCUUGGAUUGGAGCAUGAUGCCAAUGUGAGAAUUGGCAGUGAAACAAGCUGGGGCAUUUCAGGAGUUGAGAAGCGUAGAGUAUCCAUCGGUGUAGAUCAAGCUCAUGACCCUCCUAUUCUUCUAAUCGAUGAACCAACAUCAGGACUGUAUUCAGCAUCAGCUCUUCAUGUAGUUAUGUUGCUCAAAUCUAUGGCUACGAAGCAGAGUAAAACAAUUUUGUUAACUACCAUCAACCUGGUUUCCCAAAUCCGAAUCCUUGAGCUGUUUGAUCAGAUCCUAUUGUCAAAUGGCACUGUUGUUCACCAAGGAUCUCUGCAUCUCCUUUAGCAGCAGCUUAGAUUUGCUGGUCAUUCCAUUCCCAGCAAUGUUAAUGUGCUUGAAUUUGCCUUCGAAGUGACAGAAGCCCUAGUCACAGACUCAGGAGAAAGUGAAAUAGAAAGUAGAGUGACAGAAUAAGAUUAUGAAGAGAUCAGAAGAGGUCCUAACCUUAGAAAAAUGUCAAAGAGGCUAAAAUAUUUACCCCAAUGGUAGAUUCAAGGAGGGUUUAGUAAUGGUUCAGUGAUUCUCCACCAUUAUUUGCAGAACCGAUCAGUUCUUCACAGCAAGAAUAAUACAAGCACUGUUUGCUGGGGUUAUGCUUGGGACUAUUUUUAUGAAUGCAACUAAUGACCCAAAGAAAUACAAACAACAAAUUUGCCUUCAGCCUCACCUUGCUUGAAUCCACAACAGAAGACCUACCAAUUUUCUUGAAAGACAGAAGAAUUUUUAAUGAGAGAAACUUCAAAAGGAUAUUAUGGAGUUUCUUCUUAUUCUUGUGCUUCUCCCAUUACUGUUAAUUGUGGCACUCCUCUAAUGCACCCCAUUGGGUUGGCUAGUUGGACUGAGAAGGGAAAUUGAUGGAUUCAUCUAUCUCUUAUUGGUGGUAUGGAUGGCCUUUUUGAUGUCAAACUCUUUAGUUGCAUGCUUUAGUGCUCUUGUGCAAAAUUUCAUCAUGGGAACAUCUUUAAUUGCUGGCCUUAUGGGGCAUUUUUUCCCCUCUUUCUGGGCAUUCCACAGCAAAACAGGACAUACCGUAGUUUAAAUAUCCAUUUCAGUGUUUUAUAAUAAAUAAGCAUGGAAAAGGGAAGGGAAAUAGGAGAUGCUUGGAGAAUAUGGAAGGAAACUUCUACCUGUAUGGUUACAGUUUCUGAUGCAACAAAGUCUGAAAGACUCAAAGAAAUAGGGUAAAAUAGGAGUAAUGUUAAGCUUCAUUCGUGGAUACAGAUUUCUUUGCUUCUUGAUUCUAUACUACAGAUCACAAAGAACUUGGAAUUUGAAAUUUUUUUCAGAAAGAAAAUUGGAAAGUACAAUAAAAAGUUAGACAGUUCUGCUUGUUUCUGCU